GUAGUAUAUCUAGCUAAUCACUCAUCAUAUAUGGAGGCUGCAAAUUUUCAUCACCAUCAACAAGGAGAUCUUCAUCUUGUGGACUCUUCUUUUUCUUGGUCCCAAAAUUCCAACUUGCACGGAUCGGAUAACAGCUUAAACUCAUCAAACAACAACAUAAACAGUACUUCCAUGGUUCAAGACUUUGGAUUUCCUUACAACGGUAUGGGGUAUCCGAUAGAGAACUUUGUGACGCAUGAGUUACAACGUCUGGCACGAGUCAAGGACGAGUUUUCAGUUGCAGAAUCAUAUCCAAAGUUCUUAGAGCUAUUAAACUGCAGCCCAACUUCGAGCGUUGAAGAUUUACCGUUAAAUCCUUAUAACUCUAGUAACUACAUGAAGAAUCAUGAUCAUGAUCAUCAUCCACAAAUUAGCUACCCAAAUAAUAAUAAUAGUAAUAAUCAAAAUUUCUUGCUAGCAAGUAUCUCCAAUGGAUUCCAGAUGAAAGGUGGCCAGCUUAUAAACAAUAAUCAUCAAGAUUGUUCUAAUAUUGGAACAUUUAGUCAGAUCUUUCCAACUACAACUAUUCCAAGCUUGAUCAGCCAAUCCACUACAUCCUCGUCUUCGUCAUCGUCUUCGGCGAUUUCUUGUAGCUCUUUCGAUAUUAACUGCUUGCCAGCUUUGGACCACUUUGGCUCUCCAAGAUUUGACAGGAGUUUUAGCCAUCAUUCGUCGCUAAAUGCCCCUAAUAUUGGCGGUCCUCCUUACCGAUUUGAUCAUUUGCAUCAACCGAAUCACCGGCCAUCAGUUUGCACUAGCAAGAUAUCAUCAGUAGUAGUCUCCACUACCACUAAAAGCAGCACAGAUCAAUCAGCAAAGAGGCCAGCUAGUAACUAUAUCGACGUAAAGCCAACUCAAACUACUGUUGCACCAAAGAAAACAAAAUCCGAACCUCGUUCUGCUUCUGCACCCUUUCAGGUCCGGAAAGAGAAAUUAGGGGACAGAAUUGCAGCUAUCCAGCAGCUGGUGGCACCUUUUGGCAAAACUGAUACAGCAUCGGUAUUAAUGGAGGCUAUUGGAUACAUAAAAUUUCUUCAAACUCAAGUUGAGACACUUAGCGUGCCAUACAUGAAGUCGACCGAUCAUGAGAUUGGUGGAAUAUCAUCGGAAGGGGGUCGGAUGAACGAUGGAAGUAGAGAGGCAAAGAGAGACCUUAGAAGUCGAGGAUUGUGCUUGGUACCACUAUCAUGCUUGUCGUAUGUUACAGAUGGAGGCGAAGGCAUUUGGUCGUCUUCCUAGCUAUUCAACUAAUUAACAUGAUCAUAUAUAUUAUCACUCUUUAAUUAGAAUGCAUGCUCUUUUCAAUUUCUCAAGUCUAGCUAGCUAGCUAGCUAGCUAGCUUUGUGAACAAAUAUGUCGUUAUAAGCUAAGUGUGUUUGAACUCACCCCUCAUGAACAAUUAAUACGUCUGAAGUGAGUUCAAAUCCCCUUAUCUUUAAUUUCAUCUUCUUUUUAAUUAGUAUCUCACAUUUUCACAAUAAAUGGAGCAAAUCUGGUCGAUCAGCUUGUAGAAAAUUUUAUCAAGUAUGGACCACGCUUGAUCCAUUUGUGAAUUAAUGUAAUAUUUUUCUUAUUAUGGUUGAAUUGAUCUGAUCAUAUUUGGACUAAUUAAUUACUAAGGUAA
Molecule: messenger RNA, 1663 nt
Organism: Erigeron canadensis
Lineage: Eukaryota; Viridiplantae; Streptophyta; Magnoliopsida; Asterales; Asteraceae
Product: transcription factor bHLH110-like
Exons: 7
Coding region: 31-1278 (415 amino acids)
Biological process (GO): regulation of transcription by RNA polymerase II
Cellular component (GO): nucleus
Molecular function (GO): RNA polymerase II cis-regulatory region sequence-specific DNA binding; DNA-binding transcription factor activity, RNA polymerase II-specific; protein dimerization activity
Source: RefSeq, a predicted model, not a curated record